AUGAAAAUUGAAAGUAAACCCAUAAGAUAUGCACACGCUGAAGGGCAUACUGAUGUUUGCUACACAGAAGACGGACGGAAUAUUAUAACUUGUGGUCAUGAUGGAGAUGUCAGAAUAUGGAUGGACAUCGAAGAUGAUGACCCUAAUUCUCAUUGCGUCGGUGAAAGUGCUUUGGCAGUGUGCUACAAAGAUAAGAGACUGUAUGUAGCCACUGAUAAUCAUCUUGUACAAGCCUAUACAUUUCCUGACUUCGAUAAAGAUGGAAUCGUCACCAGAUUUACAGCAGCAGUUACUCAAAUCAAGAGUAGUUGUAAAAUUGAGGCCCUGGGAUGUUGUUCAGAAAAUAUGGAAGCAAAAAUAUGCAAUGUUGAAGGCGGUGCUCCUCUAUUUGUCAUGAGUAAUCACAAAGGCCCUGUUCUCAGUUUAGCUAUCUGUCCACACAUGAAGUAUGCAAGUACGGCCUGUGGAGAUGGUUUAAUGAGAAUAUGGGAUAUUGAUACUCAGAAGGUAGUGAAGGAAAUAAAUUGUGUUCCUAAAAUAAACACAUUUUAUGCUGCUAAAGUUUUAUGCAGAAUGGAUUUUGAGCCAUCUGAAGGAAAGUAUUUAGCAUACCCAAGUAACAGAGAAAUAAUUUUAUUGGAUUGCCAAAGUUGGGGCCAGAGAAUGUCAUUUACGCAUAAUACAAUAAAAUGUGCAAUCUCCCAAUGUCUGUUUUCACCAUGCAGUAAAUACCUAGCUGGAAAUACAGUAGCAGGUCAAAUAGCAGUUUGGGACAUUGAGUCUGGCUUUUGUAUGGGAAUUGUUGAACAUCCAACUUCCCAUAAUAUUUCUGCAAUGGCUUGGAAUCCAAAAGGUAAUGGUGUUUUAGCCUAUUGUGAUGUUGCUGGGCAAUUAGGAACACUAGUAAAUUGCUAUGGAAAGAAAAGUAGCAGCUCUGAAAAUGAAAUCGAAGACAUCGAAACAGUGGAGAGAGAUAAUGGAAAUGAUGACUUAGCAGAUGAUCUCAUACAGAAUUACGAAAGUGAUGAUGACAAUGCUAUUUCACUUGAAAAAAUAAAGAAUGAAACUCUUGGGUUAAUAAAAGACAAUGAUGACUCUAGACCUGCCUCGAGACAAACAGCCUAUGUACCUAGUACUGUACCACCACAGCCACCUUUUCAGCCUUCAUCAACACCAGCACAUCUUGAGCAUAGGUACAUGUGUUGGAAUGAAGUUGGAAUUGUAAGGUGUCACACAGUCGAGAAUGGAGAGUCAACAGUUGAUGUUGAGUUCCAUGAUACUGCAGUUCACCACGGGAUCCAUUUAAACAACUAUUUGAACCAUACAAUGGCCAGCUUAUCCUCUACUGUCUUAGCUUUGUCUUGUGAGACUCCGAGUAAAUUGGUGUGUAUUUCGCUAGUGGGCAGUAGCAAGGAGUGGAGCGUGUCGAUGCCUGAUACUGAAGAGGUGCUAUGUGUGACAGCCGCCCACGGACUAGUCGCGUGCGCCACCAAUGCGCGCCUCCUGCGUCUCUAUACACCCAUGGGCACCCAGAGACAGGUGAUAUCCUUGCCAGGUCCUGUGGUUGCUUUGGGAGGAUACAACACCACAGUACUGGCUGUGUACCACAGUACUGACCCUGGUGUUUCCGAUCAACAUCUCGCUAUGGAUAUCAUUGCUAUGAAUGGACGUCAAGUGCGAAGUAAAACUGUUCCUGUGCCUCUGACCCCAGGGUCCAAACUAACUUGGCUCGGCACCACGGAUGUCGGCUCUCCCUGUACCUACGACAGCACUGGUAUUUUAAGAAUGUACGAUGUGUCUAGCGGAGUUUGGAUGCCUAUCUGUGAUACUAACGGACACUCCAAAGGAGCUUCUGAUUCGUGGUUUAUUGUUUCUAUCAGUGAACCCACACAAAAAGUAAGAGCCAUCCUAUGUAGAGGCACCACUUUCCCGCCAACAGUGCCUAAACCUAUAAUAGCGGAGUUGCCUAUACAGAUACCAUUAUGCGAAAUAGAAUCGGAAAAGAGUCAGUACGAAGAACAGUUAGUACGUUGGGCGCAUACAACUGCCGAUGUUGACAUGAAGACUGCCAGAGAAACCGCACUGAAAUUGUUUGCUCUUGCAUGCCGAAGCGAAAUAGAGCAAAGAGCCUUAGAAUUAAUGGAACUACUGAAAGACGAUCGUCUCUUACCGCUAGCUGCCAAGUACGCAUCGCGCUUAGGCCGCAUGCACUUGGCAGAGAAAUUAACCAAUCUUGCUGAAUCAUGGGAGAAAGAAACUGAUAAACUGAAUGUAGCUCAGAACUCUCACUUCCAAGAGUUGGACACACAGGAGACUUAUGAUGUUACGAACUCAGAGCAAGAUUUGAACGCGAGCCUUAUAAUACCACAGAAAUCUAAAGAAAAAAAAAUUGAAAACGUCACACCUAUAAAGCCAGUGACAAUAAAAGCGUCACCCGGUGGCGUUCGGAAUCCAUUUAGAAAGCAACAGGAAGUGACAAAAUGUGUACAAAGUCCGUUAAGUUUAACAGAACGGACAUUGGUAGAGGUACACUCCACAGCUGAUACUGCUGAAAAUACAGACCCCUUGAAACCGUUAACUGGCGAAAAUUUUAUGGAUUGGUUCACAAGGAACAAGUCUCUGCUGGAAGAACGAAAUCCGGAGCUGACGCCCUCAGAGCUGUCCCGGCACAGCGUUAAAAUGUUCAAAAACGUACAAUCGAUCGCUCACGCUGACUCGAAUAAACGGAAACACGAAGACGCAAACGGGGACACUACAACGAGCGCCCCCAAACAAUCAAAACUCAGCGCCUUUGCGUUCCAAAAGAAAACAUAACAUUUUCAAAUCAUGUUUUAUUUUAAUUAUUGACAUGUUUAGUAAACUAUUAUAAAUUAAGCAAAAAACAAUAAAUAUUUAUGAAAAGGUUUAUUUUAUUUCGUAGUUUAAGGGUUCGCCCAUUCGGUUUCGUC
Molecule: messenger RNA, 2948 nt
Organism: Bombyx mori (domestic silkworm)
Lineage: Eukaryota; Metazoa; Arthropoda; Insecta; Lepidoptera; Bombycidae
Gene: Ctf4
Product: acidic nucleoplasmic DNA-binding protein 1
Biological process (GO): DNA-templated DNA replication; mitotic cell cycle; DNA repair
Cellular component (GO): nuclear replication fork
Molecular function (GO): chromatin binding; protein binding
Source: RefSeq, marked provisional